GGGGUUCCCUCGUUACGUCACGCGGGAUUUCCCGUCGGGGUGACGCGCGCUGGCCACGCCCAAGGGCGGAGCCACGCCCAGCCGUCCCUCCCCGCCUUAUUGACGUCACCGGCGCCACGUGGCCCUCCCUUCCGAAAGGCGGUGCGGCCACGCCCCCUCCCGACGGCAAUUGGUCCGUACGGAGAAAGGUGGGCGCGGAUUGGCGGUGCCGCGCGGGGCGGGACGGACCCGGCGAGUGAAUGGACGGGGCGCGCUGCGCGGAGCAGCGGCGGGACCUCGGGGCUGUUGGCAGCGCGGAGCGGCCCAGGGCGCGGCGGCGGCGGCAGCGGCAGCGCGGCAGACACGCGGCGGCCGCCACCCCCAGCGGCCGGGCCAUGGGCACGCCGGCCUCGGUAGCGAGCGAUCCUCCGGGUCGAACGGCGCCCACCGCCCGCGGCCGCAAGCGGGCCUCGGCCAACAUCUUCCAGGGCGUGGGGCUGCCGGAGCUGCGCAGCCUGUUCCAGAGCGGCGGGGCCGAGAGGCCCGAGGAGCGCGCCCGCCUCGUCUGGCGCUACGCGGGGCAGCGGCGCAUGGCACGGGCCCUGCGGCAGCUCCGGCGACGGAGAGCACACGCCGCGCUCACAGCCGUCUGUUCCUGUAGAAUCACCGAUAAGGAACCCGAGGAGGACGGAGGGGACGAGACGGCCUCGGGGCCUCCACAGCAGCACUGAGAACCAGGCCCACCGCACUGACCGGGCUCACCGAGGACACUAAGUGUACUGGACAUGAGCGCAGUGGUUAAUAAAAGGUGGACAGCGGUGGCUGGGUGAGGCUCUGUGGCUGUGACAGCGGCCCCGGUUGCUGCGAUGGACCCAGCACCAGGUGAACAGCCCCAACCCCACUCCAGGACGCUGCUGAGAUGAUAAGGAGGCCAUGUGAACUGCAGCUCUGUUAUUCAGACAGUUGAAUGGUUUAAAUACAUUACAUACAUUUCUA
Messenger RNA from Numida meleagris (helmeted guineafowl), 975 nucleotides. It is a transcript of the gene AVPI1, whose product is annotated as arginine vasopressin induced 1. The transcript is spliced from 3 exons. The record is from RefSeq and is a predicted model, not a curated record. Bases 240 to 710 code for a protein of 156 amino acids. Lineage: Eukaryota; Metazoa; Chordata; Aves; Galliformes; Numididae.